CUAAAAUCAAUUAAUUGAAAUCCAAAAUCAAUUUUUGCAACGGCAGAGAACCAAACGUGCUUCUCAUCUCCACUGAACAGAGCCGCUAUCUGCCGCCACCACCACCACCACCACCGUCUUCUCUCCCUUUCUAUUCGAACACGAUUUCAGAUUUCUUGAAUUUGUGAGUACAUUUGCGGACCAAGACACUCGGUUUUCGAACAAGUAAGCGGAGCUAAGUUUGCACAGGAAUUGGAGAAUUGGAGCAUCUGGUUUGUUUCCUUGAUUAUUUUUUGGUUUCCCAUAGGUUCUCUUCAUUGGAAGUAAUCCUAUUCGAGGCGUAUCAUGCCCUAAAUGUGGAUACCUCUCUCAGCGAGGAUUCGAAUCUAGACUCAUCAUGUUGUGGGAGUGGGAGUCUAGCCCCUUCUGCUAGAUUCAACUCCUGAUUGGUUUCCUUGAUUAAGUCAGAUCAAAUUUGUUUUUUCUAGGGUUUAGGGUUUAUGACUGUUUUUGUUAUUUGGAAAUAUGAGCACCAUUCCCCUCCUCUAUAGCAUGAACACCAAUUUAUCAAAAGCAUUGCAGCCACAAUACCAUUUUCUCACAACCUCUAUAAAAAUGAUAACAACACAAACUCACUCUCUUCAAAUUCCCAUCUACAAAAGAAAAAACAACAAUACAGAUUUAAUCACUCUCUCCAUUUUCCUCUGGUCCUCCAAACACCGUCAUCACCACUCACCUGAUUUCGAUCGAAUCAUCCCUGUCCUUCAUCGCCUCACUUACCGUUACAAAACCCCCCAAACCAUUCUCUCAAACUUAAAAUCUAUUGGUUCUUUAAAUUUUCCGAAGAAUAACAUAAACCCUAACCCUUUCUUACUCUUCUUGAGAAUUAUUCAUCGUGCAGGUAAUCACAACAUGCUCAUUGACACUUUUGACCACAUGGUACAAUCUCAUGGUUUUGUUCCAGAUACUUUUGCUUGUAAUUUACUUAUGGAUUCUCUAUUUAGAACUUCGCGAUCCCAAAUUGCUUUUUCCGUUUUCAAACACACGAAUUCCCCUAAUUUCUUCACUUUCAACAUUGCAAUUUUCCAUCUUUCCAAUUUAAAUUACUUCACUGAUGUUGUAAAUGUUCUUAGACAAAUGUUGAGGACGGGUUAUUAUCCUAAUGUUGUUACAUUUAACGCAAUUUUGAAUUCGUUUUGUAAAGUGAAUGCGUUGUCCCAAGCUUAUCAGCUUUUGGGUCUCAUGGUUGGUUUAGGGAUUGAAUUGUCUGUCAAUGUUUGGACUGUAAUUAUUCAUACGUGCUGUAAAUUGCGUAGACUCAAUGUUGCUAUUGAUUUGUUCUACAACAUGAUUCGAACCGGUUGUUCUCCUAGUGUUGUCACAUAUACUGCUUUAAUUAAGGCGUUUAUGGAAUCCAACAUGGUGAAUGAUGCGUUGCAUUUGUUGAAUGACAUGCUUUCUGAUGGUUUGGUUCCUGAUUUAGUUCUUUAUAAUGUGUUAAUUGAUUGUCUUUCGAAGGUUGGAAGGUAUGAGGAUGCAAUUCAAGCUUUUCUAUGCUUGUCAGAACAAAAAAACAUUAAGCCUGAUUCUUGUACCUUUACUUCAUUGCUAUCUACAAUCUGUCUGUCUAGACGGUUUUGUCUCUUACCCAAAAUAGUUCAAGUUUGCAGACAUAUGGAUAGUGAUUUAGUGUUCUGCAAUGCUCUUUUAAGCUCUUAUGUUAAGGCUGGGUGUCCUUCUCGUGCUCUUGGGCUCUAUAAGCAUAUGAUUGAUGAAGGUUUAAAGCCAGAUAAAUAUAGUGUUGUUGGGCUACUAAGUGCACUUUGUGCUAAGAAAAGAAUUAAUGAAGCAGUUAAUGUGUAUCGUGGUGUUGUUAUGAAGGCUGAUGCUCACAUCCAUACUGUGAUAACAACUGAGCUUAUAAAGACUGGUAAAUAUCACAUGGCUGCUGGUCUUUUUAGAUUAGCAGCAAUCAAGAAAUAUCCGCUUGACAGUGUAGCAUUUGCUGUUGUCAUCAGUGCACUUCUUAGAAGUGGACAGACUCUAGAGGCCAAAGUAUUGUACGACCAGAUGAAGGAUAAUGGUCUGGAGCCUAAUGCUCAGAUAUUUAAUAUGAUGCUUUUCUGUUGGUGUAAAGAAAAAGAUCUUCAAAUGAUUAAACAGUUGCUGAAAGAGAUGAUUGAUUCAAGGAUAGAGCUGAGUGACAGAAAUUUCUUCAACUUGUGUAAAUUUCCAUGUAGUUUGUAUUUCUUGGCUGAGAUGAGAGAUUUGGGCUUAUUAUCUGCCAAGAUAUUGCACUCCUUAAGCUUUGACAGGCAUGCUGAAAGUGUAAAAGAAAAAUAUAAAUAUUGUGCUGAAGUUGAUAAAGAAUGGAACCAAGUUCUGGAUUCAUCCAGUUCUGAAGAUAUGUCUGAUGUAGCUGUGUCAGUUUGUUGAGUUCUUAUGGUCAAUACUAUGGUGUGGCAACCUUCAGAUUGAAGGGUUCAUUCAAUUCCUAUAUCAUGAAACUCGGCAAUCUAUCCACAAACUGAUUGCACAAAUUGGUUUAGUGGUGACUGAUUUCAAGGACAUAUUUGAUCGAACUCUAGAGUUGAUUGUACAUAUCAUGGUCUCUCUAUGAGGAAGGAACGAUCUUAUCCCAUGAGUGUUUGCCUGCUUUUUGUUUAAUCCAGCAUGCCAACAACUUGCUGCUUACAUGCUGUCGUGACCUCUUGUAGAUUGUUUGCAUUCAAUACAGGAUGGGGAAAGACUGCUUCUGUGUCACACUGCUCCUAGAUGGCAUCACAAGACUUUCUAUAUUGUCUUCUUCAUUGGCAUCUUACACUUGCAGAUAGGAUAGAUUGAUGCUCUCUGGACAGUCAUUUUUUGUCUGUAUUUCUGGAUUCAUUUGCAGACCUUCGCUCAUUUGGGUGGUUCAUGUCCAACGUAAACUUCUUUUCUGCACAAAACACUUCUUGUGUUUUCAAAUUUUCGGGCAGCAAGGGAAGCCUGUUUUCUUCAUUUUUGACAGUUCAUGUUCUGAUGGAAUCAAUGUUACAGUAGGAGCAUCUGUCUAAUGAGUUCAAAAUAUCGAAGUUCAAGCCACUUCAAGUUCAAGCAUCGAAGCAACUCUUUUCAUUCCACUAGGCGUUUGCCGGAGGUAGAGAAAAGAACAUCGCUUGCCGUCGGAGAGCCACUCUCUCUUCACUGAUACUAUAUUUUUUUGGGGUUUUCAUUUUGGUUUAGUAGUUCAAAUCCUCAGUUUUGCAGGUUUUUUGUGUGGUGAAAAUCAGUUGGUUACUCUUGGUUUCAAAUUUAAUUUUUUUUUUCCUGUCAGUUUGUAAACCUGUGUGUUUAAAAGCGUUUUAGUUUGCUUUGUGAUUAUUCUAUAUUGGACAUGCUUUUGUUCUUAACUAUGUGUUUCUGUGUAUAUUAAACUGUAAUGAUGUUUCUUUGUUUAUUUGCAAUAAGUUAUGCAGGUUGACCCUUGAAGCUUCUUUAUUC
Cicer arietinum (chickpea) is the source of this 3462-nucleotide messenger RNA. RefSeq lists its product as uncharacterized. The record is from RefSeq and is a predicted model, not a curated record. Gene Ontology annotation, molecular function: protein binding; mRNA binding. NCBI's taxonomy places the organism in Eukaryota, Viridiplantae, Streptophyta, Magnoliopsida, Fabales, Fabaceae.